AUGAGGGUGUUAGCGCUGCUACUACUCUGCGCAUUUUGCAAUGCCAAGCUCAUUCUCGUCUCCCUGGAUGGAUUUCGACAUGACUACAUAGAAAUGGCCAAAAAGGCAGGCAAAAGGGUGGAAGCUUUUGAGGAGAUUGCCGCGGCCGGCUUUCGAGCCGAGGUCCAGAACAUCUUCAUCACCAUAACCUUCCCCACGCAUCUUGCCAUGGCGACCGGCCGAUAUGUGGAGAACCACGGACUCUUCGAUAACGACUUUUAUGACCCGAUAUUCAAUGAGACAUUCUCCUAUAAAAGUGCCAAAAAUCAAAUGGAGGACAAAUGGAAUAACUACAACAACAAUGAACCCAUUUGGCUGACCAAUCAGAGACACGGAAAUCGCAGUUGCGUAUUCAACUGGCCGGGCAGUAAUCAAGCCUAUAAGGGCAAGUAUCCCUUUGCAACCAAUGGUCUCUACACCGAAGCACCGACAUUUGAGUACCGGGUGGAUCGCAUGAUGGACUGGAUAACACAGGAUGAUUUCUCAUUUUGUGCCUUUUACUUUAAUGAACCGGAUAGUACGGGACACCGCUUUGGACCCAACUCAACCGAGGUUCUUGAAAAAGUUCAGUUGGUCAAUGAUGGGAUUGCUUACAUGCUGAAAAAAAUUAAAGAGCACCCCAAACUUAAAGAUAAUGUGGAUUUAAUCGUCACAGCCGAUCAUGGAAUGACUUACACACCGGACACACAGCUAAUCAAACUUUACGAGCAUAUACCUAGGAAUCGUUACGUUGGCAACGUCUCGCCUCCCAUUGUCGGCAUGUGGCCGGUGGAAGGUGAAACGGUGGACUCUCUCUACGAUGCUCUGAUUAAGGCAAACCUACAGCACAUAACGGUCUAUAAGAAGCACGAGCUCCCGGAGAUGUAUCACUAUGCAAAAAGUUACCGAAUGCCUGAAAUCUUUAUCAUCGCAGAUCCCGGAUGGAUGAUCAAGGCCAACGCAGAUGAUUUCACCAAAAGUUUUCCCUAUGGAAUGCAUGGAUACAACAAUUCCUUCCACGAGAUGCAUCCAUUCAUGGUUGCUGCUGGACCCGGCAUUAAGAAAAUGGAUGGCAUUCAAACAUUCCAACAGAUUGACCUCUACCCCUUCGUUUGCGGUCUAAUGCGUCUGCAACGACCAAACUCCCACGAUGGCAGCAUUGAUCGAGCACUGAAAUUCAUGGCGAAUGAACCAUCUAAAGAAUUCCUUGAGACGUUUAAGCUCUAUGCCACUGGAAUCCGCACCGACUUUUGA
Dibothriocephalus latus is the source of this 1272-nucleotide messenger RNA. NCBI's taxonomy places the organism in Eukaryota, Metazoa, Platyhelminthes, Cestoda, Diphyllobothriidea, Diphyllobothriidae. The record is from the annotation of a GenBank genome assembly.